CACACAACCGAUGGAAAGAAACAGUCUUUAUGCCCAAAUAAAAUAAUAUUCAACAGCCAAUUUUUUUGGUUUCUAAAGAAAGGGAAUGGGGUGUACCGUGUAACGUGCUUCUUUUUCAGCCAACCCUUCUUGGAAUUACAAUUGACAAGGACUAUUCUUUUACAUACUUUAAGAAUAAAAUGACUUUAUUUGAUUUGUAGGACUACCAGAAUCAACUACAACUGUCGUUUAAUAUUUGAUUAAUUAAAAAUUACGUUGGUUAUGUGAUAAUUGUUACCAUAUGAAAGUGUUGGGUGAUUUGAAUUUAUAGAAAAUCUGUUUGGUUGCUGAAAAAUGGACUCUGUAAAAGGGAAGAUGCAGACACGAAGAGAAAAGUUAAAGUUAUCAAUUCGUUUACCUAAUAUCUCUUCAAAUUCAGGCGGCAGCCCUAGUAUAUCAGUAUGUAGCAGUCCUAUAGGUCUGUAUACUAGACAAGAGAUCAUGAAAUGGUCAGGUGAUGAAGUUAUUAAAUGGUUGGCCAGUAAACAUUUGUAUAAAUUUAUUCCUUUAUUUCAAGAAAAGGAAAUAAACGGACAGCGUUUGGCAGAGGUCGGGCUAGGAUUUUUAGAACAGGACGGAAUAUCUGUUGACGAACGAGAAGAAUUAUUAUCCGAAGUAUAUAAUUUAUUAGAGUUAGACUUUACACAAGACACUGGCAACGAUGCUCUUGUUAGACUUGAUGACGAAUUAAAACGAGAAAAGUUCAUCGCGGCUGUCCAGUUAUCAAGGACUCGUGAUUCGAGGAGUCGCUCGCCUUCCAUUGUUUCAUUUUCAUCUCCCCUAGCAAUCAGAAAAAAGGCACCCCUUGUAAAGCAAAGGUCAAGGUCAGAAUCUGGAAUAGAAGUACCAAAGGUCACAUCAUUUCAUGUUGACAAAAAUAAAUAUAUUUUAUGGAAAAUAAUUUAUCCCGUUGCCCCCGUAACCGUACAUUGCGUACAGAUCUGUUGUCACGACUACCAAGGUCAAGCCGGGUUUAAUUUAAAAACGAAUAAAGAGGGAAUAACAAAAGUUAAAGAAAUACAAGAUUCAACCAUCGGACUGCAAGAAAAUGAUAUAGUUUUAGAGUUAAAUGGUCACCAGUUACACAGUGAUGAAAUGGUUCAAAAACAUGUAAACAAAAUUUUAAAAACAACGAGAGAAAUCAAAAUGGUUAUAUGUCGAAAAUAUUCCGCGACAGAAACAGACCCAGCUAUAUUAGAAAAAAUACAAAACCUCCAGAAUCAGUUAUUUCUAGCUGAAUCCAGGUGGUUAGAAAUAAGACAACGUCUCUCUUUUAUGAAAAUCAACGAUGGGUGGUUAGAACCUCAGUCUGUAGAGAAGAAUCAGAAAACGCCCAACAUUGUUGAAAAUCGAAACACAGAAAGUGGCUCGGAAGAAAAUAUAGAACUAUUGAAAACAGACCAAUUCCUCAAGGAUGACGUAUUAAAGGUUUUAGUACAAAAAAUGAGGGAAGCCAGGCAACAAAAAGAGUACCUGGAUCGUUUACUAACAGUAGUAAUUGACAAGGCACCCUGGUUACUGGCCAAGAUGGAAGAAAAAUUAGACACAUCUAUUAUUGAUACUGAUAGAGAGGAAUGGUGUUAGUUAAUUGUGAUAAUAAAUUAUUAAUACAACUAAAAUAGAGCUUUUGCGUGUAUUCAAUAACUUCCUCAUAAUAGUCCAGGAUUAGGUGAAUGAAAUGGUUUCAAUUUAAGUCAACCAGAUUAUUGAGAUUGAUCAUUGGCUGAGGCACUUUGGUUUGGUAUUACAUUUAAGAUGACACUUUAAAUUUCAUUGAUCUACAAAGCCAUAGAUUAUGACAAGUGUCAUGCAUGAAGCAGUAUAUAUGUUUCCCCCUACUGCAGGGCUUUUUUUUUAUCAAGAAAUGUAUAUUAGCAUACUAACAAAUCUAGCAUCUAGAUGAUAUCAGCAUAUUUUUUUCAGAUUAUAUGCAUACUCAGAUGCAACAAAUUUUUACGAGCAUUUAAAAGACUGUUGUCAAAAAUAUAUUAUCUGUUUGGUUUACCUGUAAAUAUACGAAAUAACUGAAAUUCUUUG
This is a messenger RNA of Patella vulgata (common limpet), 2076 nucleotides long. RefSeq lists its product as uncharacterized. NCBI's taxonomy places the organism in Eukaryota, Metazoa, Mollusca, Gastropoda, Patellidae. The transcript has 12 exons. The record is from RefSeq and is a predicted model, not a curated record. Gene Ontology annotation, molecular function: protein binding. Bases 334 to 1623 code for a protein of 429 amino acids.